Molecule: messenger RNA, 1224 nt
Organism: Colletotrichum destructivum
Lineage: Eukaryota; Fungi; Ascomycota; Sordariomycetes; Glomerellales; Glomerellaceae
Product: Putative acetyl-coenzyme A carboxyltransferase, ClpP/crotonase-like domain superfamily
Exons: 5
Coding region: 1-1224 (407 amino acids)
Molecular function (GO): ligase activity
Source: RefSeq, a predicted model, not a curated record
AUGGAGAUUGGGUUCGAAAACGAUCUCCCACUCAUUUCACUGGUGCAGUCGGCCGGUGUCUUCUUGCCCCAGCAGUUCCGAGUGUUCCACAAAGGCGGCCAGCUGUUCCGGGACCUGGCGGUGCGAUCCCAGCACGGCAAGCCUUCAUGCGCCAUUGUUUUCGGUCCUUCGACAGCCGGAGGGGCGUACCAUCCCGCGCUAUCUGAUUACACCAUUUUCGUGGAAAAUCAAGCCCAGGUAUUUCUCGGAGGGCCUCCGCUCGUCAAGAUGGCAACUUCAGAGACUGUCAGCGCCGAAGAACUGGGCGGAGCGAAAGUUCACGCGACGGUAACUGGCUUGGCAGACCAGAUCGCGCUCGAUGAAUUCGAUGCGAUUCAGAAAGCCCGCGAAUGGGUAGUGACUCUUCGAAACCCUGAUCCCAGCGGUCCUCUCACCGGUGGAUCAGCUCCGGCACCCCCUCUCUAUCCUAUCGAUGACAUUUUGUCUCUGGUGAACACAGACAUCCGAAAACCGUUCAAUAUGCGCGAGGUUCUGUUGCGACUCGUUGACGACUCCAGAAUCUCCAUCUUCAAACCAGGAUACGGGUCUAGCAUGCUGACUGCUUGGGCGGACAUACUUGGAUUUCGCACCGGUAUUGUGGCGAACCAGACACCCGUUAUAAAUCCACAAGAGGCGCUGAAAGCGGCCCAUUUCAUUCGGCUAUGUAACCAAGAGGAUGUCCCGAUAGUUUUUCUCCAUAAUGUUACAGGUUUCAUGGUCGGGAAGAAAGCGGAGCACGCCGGGAUCAUCAAAGCAGGCGCCCAGCUCGUCUCGGCCGUGAGUUGCUCGUCAGUCCCGCACAUUAGCAUCAUACUGGGUGCAUCUUAUGGUGCCGGAAACUACGCUAUGUGCGGCCGUUCCUACCGACCUCGCUUCCUGUUCACCUGGCCCACGGGCCGCUGCAGCGUCAUGGGCCCGGACCAGCUUGCAGGCGUGGUGGAGACUAUCAAGUCCAAGUCGAACGGCGGGAGCAAGGUGUCGCCGGACGAGAUCAAGUCCCAGGCUCAGAAACUUCGGGAUGAUGCUUAUAGGGACUCCACUUGCUAUUCGACGAGCUCGAUGCUUAUUGACGAUGGUAUCAUCGACCCGAGAGAUACUCGGGACGUUUUAGGGAUGUGUCUGGAGAUUGUGCAGUCAUCUGGGAAGAAGAGCCCUGAAACUCAUCGGUUUCUCGCAAGAAUCUGA